Molecule: messenger RNA, 1143 nt
Organism: Dermatophagoides farinae (American house dust mite)
Lineage: Eukaryota; Metazoa; Arthropoda; Arachnida; Sarcoptiformes; Pyroglyphidae
Product: tRNA (cytidine(32)/guanosine(34)-2'-O)-methyltransferase
Biological process (GO): tRNA methylation; cytoplasmic translation
Cellular component (GO): cytoplasm
Molecular function (GO): tRNA methyltransferase activity
Source: RefSeq, a predicted model, not a curated record
UAGAUCCAUGCCACACACACAUGUUUGCACUUAAAGCAGUGUCAACAAAUAAUAAAAAUCGAUUUUCAAAAAAAAAAAAAAUAAAUAAACAAAGUGGCAUCGAAUUUUACCAGAAAUUUGCACUAAAUGGUUUUAUUUUAUUUUAUUAAAUAAAUGGGAAAAUUCGGCAAAGAUAAACGUGACAUCUAUUAUCGUUUGGCCAAGGAAGAAGGUUAUCGAGCACGAUCAGCUUUCAAGCUACUUCAAAUUGAUGAUCAAUUUCAUAUAUUGAACGGUGUCAAACGUUGUGUGGAUCUUUGUGCUGCACCCGGUAGUUGGUCACAAGUUUUGGCUCGUCGUCUUCUUGUAUCCGACGAUAAAAAUGACAACAAAGAAUGUUGCAAAAUUGUAGCCGUCGAUCUACAAGCUAUGGCUCCAAUACCGGGUGUCAUACAGCUCCAAGGUGAUAUAACCAAUCAUUCUACAGCCACAGCCAUUAUCGAUCAUUUCGAUGGAAUAGCUGCGGAUCUGGUUGUUUGUGAUGGUGCUCCAGAUGUUACUGGAUUGCAUGAUAUCGAUACAUACAUUCAAGCUGAACUUUUAUUAGCAGGCGUCAAUAUUACCACACAUAUAUUGAAACCGGGUGGAACAUUUGUGGCUAAAAUCUUUCGUGGUAAAGAUGUUGAACUAUUGUAUUCACAAUUGAAGAUUUUUUUUGAUGAAGUAAUCAUUUCGAAACCACGCAGUAGUCGAACAUCAUCGAUUGAAGCUUUUGCUGUUUGCCGUGGCUAUAAUCCACCUAAUCAAUAUGAACCUACAAUGUUCAAUACAUUGAUGGAAGGCGAAUGUCAAAAAUAUUUCGAACAAUUGGAUGAAAAUAAAUUCCACGUGAAUCGAACUAUCAUUCCAUUUAUGGCUUGUGGCGAUCUAUCCGGAUUCGAUUCGGAUACGACUUAUUCAUUGAAUAUUGACAAUCAAAAAGAUUAUAAAUAUCACGAACCAAAUCAAAAACCAAUAGAUCCACCAUAUAAAGUAGCUGUUCAAUUGAGAAAAGCAAACGCUUUAGAUAAACCAAUGGAUUUUAAAUCUGAUAGCAUCGAUACAUGAUGAUGUAAUUUAAUUUAAUAAAUAUUGAUCAUUAAUAAAUUUCAUUUUUCAAAUAUA